Molecule: messenger RNA, 1738 nt
Organism: Abrus precatorius (Indian licorice)
Lineage: Eukaryota; Viridiplantae; Streptophyta; Magnoliopsida; Fabales; Fabaceae
Product: DNA polymerase epsilon subunit B
Exons: 13
Coding region: 1-1548 (515 amino acids)
Biological process (GO): error-prone translesion synthesis; DNA-templated DNA replication
Cellular component (GO): epsilon DNA polymerase complex
Molecular function (GO): DNA binding
Source: RefSeq, a predicted model, not a curated record
AUGAAUGCAUCGACGAGGAAAAAGGUUCAGAGAAAGUGCAAAAUCAGAGGCUACAACCUCAAAGUUGAUGCUCUCGACGAGAUCCUAUCCUUCGUCACUCGCUUCGAAGGCCCCGACGAAGACGAAGCCAUCGAUCUCCUCCUCGAUCAGAUCGAACACGAAUCUCGUAAAAUUGCAGUGAAAUCUACCAUAAUCGACAAGGAGCCAGUGCACCGCGUGGUGAGCCUGCUAUUGGAAGCUGAGGCUGCGGUGGAGGAAACUUCGGAUGCCUUUGCUGCCGCUUCGGCCAUUCGCGUUGUCGACGCGUUCCUGAUCCCCAAGUUUAAAUACGAUCCUAUCAGAAAACUGUUCUAUGAGCAUACAGGCAGCUUACCUAUUCAUGGAGAAGCAUCAGCAAAAGCAGCUCUGUACAGGGAUAGGUUUCUAUUCUUGUCCCAGAGGCUCUCUCGUGACCAACAUUUUUCGAAGCCAGCUUUUGAAUCUGAAUUUUCUCAUUUUGGGAGCUGUGAGAUAUCUCCUAUUCAAUCUCUGGUUGGACAAACAGGUAGAAGAUGGGUAAUGGGAGUAAUAUCUCAGCUGGAGGAUGGCCAUUUCUAUUUGGAAGACCUUACCGCUUCAAACACCAUAGUUGUGGCCGAAGGGGAGAUGCUUGUGGAGGGUAUUUUUCAGGUCUUAACAUGUGGAUUUCCUCCAUUGGAGGAAAGAGAUAAAUCACUUAAACUACUUGCAGGGCAUGACUUUUUUGGUGGUGGUACUUUUACCAAAGAGGAAACCAUCAGACUGGCAGAGAUGGAGAAAAGAGCAGUCAAUGACAUGUUUGUGAUACUUUCUGAUAUUUGGCUUGACAAUGAAGAGGCUUUGGGAAAGCUAGAGACUGUUCUGGAUGGUUUUGAGAGUGUGGAAGUGGUUCCUUCCUUAUUUGUUUUCAUGGGGAACUUCUCUUCUAGGCCAUGUAACCUCUCAUUUCAUUCUUAUUCCAGCCUCAGGAUGCAGUUUGGUAAGCUAGGGCAAAUGAUUGCUGCCCAUCCACGGCUAAAAGAGCACAGUCGAUUUCUGUUUAUUCCAGGUCCUGAUGAUGCAGGUCCUUCAACAGUUCUUCCUAGGUGUGCUCUACCAAAAUAUUUAACCGAGGAACUCCAAAAGCACAUUCCUGAUGCCAUAUUUUCAAGCAACCCGUGCAGGAUCAAAUUCUAUACCCAAGAAAUUGUAUUUUUCCGCCAGGAUAUGCUGUAUAGAAUGCGUCGCUCUUGUUUGAUGCCUCCUUCUAAGGAAGAGACUGAUGAUCAUUUUCAGCAUCUUGUUGCUACCAUAACCCAUCAGAGUCAUCUCUGUCCACUUCCUCUAACUGUACAACCCAUCAUCUGGAAUUAUGACCAUUGCCUAUAUCUUUAUCCAACUCCACAUACGAUAGUCUUGGGUGACAGAAGUCAGCAGAAGGCAUUCAAGUACACAGGAAUCACUUGUUUUAAUACUGGUUCCUUCUCAAUUGACAGCACAUUUGUGGCGUACCGUCCUUGCUCUCAGGAAGUUGAAUUGUCAGCCUUGUAAACUGAGGAUAAUUUCUGUUGAAUUGACAUCCUCUAACCAUGAGCAUCUCAGAUAUGCUGGUUCUCACUAUUCUUUUAUCAGAUAUACAGCGAUAAAAUGGAGCUGGACAUCUGCUAUUGCUGCCUUACCCUCUCGGGAGGAUCGAAAUCAUAGCUGUUGUUGUAUAGUAGGAAUCUGAUAAUGUAGUUGA